AUGAGUAAUAACAGUGAUUGUGAACAAACGGACUUCCCUUCAUCGUCUGCAGAAUCGUCAACAGUUUUGACGGCGUUGGAAGCAGUAAUGGAUCAGUAUCGUCAGAAUUGGCUGGAAUAUCUUGGAGCUCAGAAUCGACCUUUUAUUGUAAGCGAUUCCAUUAGUCCGUAUACUGGUACUGGUGCAGAGCUGUUGCUUUCAACAUGUGAUGAGCUAGCUUCAAGAUAUAAUACAAUUAGUAGCGAUGAUCUAAAGACUGUUCUCUGGGUGUACUGCGAUCGGGAAGGAUGUAGUUUUAAUCCGGACUGGGUUAAGCUGCUUGAUAUAUUGAUUCCUUUGCGAUGUAGUGCUGAACAGUUGUACAAUAUGUUUUACGCGAUCAACACAAAAUUUUUGCCUCGAAGUAGUAACGAGGGAGCUAUUUGCUAUCAGUUGAUGUACUUGGUUUUGCAGUACCACGAUCCAAAAUUGAGCUCCUAUCUAAACUCCCGUAAAAUUACUGCUUAUGACUACUCACGCUCUUGCUUUACUUCAAUCUUCGCUGGAGACUUUGAGAAAGAGAGUGUUUAUAUGAUUUGGGAUAAAUAUUUUGAGAAGGGUGAUCCUUUUAUGCUGUUUGCUAUGAGCUUGGUUUUCGUGAUUAAUUUAUGCGACGACAUAUUGGCACUUGAGAGUCGAGAAGAGAUCUGUAACUUAUUACAAAAUACAACGACUCAAUUUUCAUCUAAAGAUGUUGCGGAUUUUUUUUCAAUUGCGGAACACUUUCUUCAGCAGACGCCUCCUUCAAUCAAACAAGACUAUCAAAGGGCGCUUUUUGGUUCACAAAAUGAAGGCGACUCACCAGUCGACAUAUCCUCUCUUUUAGUUUUACCUGUUGAUGCCCGCGAUUUACUUGGAUUGACAUCUGAAGAAAAUAAAGACUCAGGGAUCGUCUUCAAGUUUUUCAUUAUUGAUGCUCGUCCGCAUGACCAGUUUGCUGCUGGACACAUCGAUGGGUCUUAUAACCUGGAUUCCACCUUAUUUGUUCGAGCACCAGAACAGUAUAAGAUCGCACUCUCAAGUCUUGAUGCAUAUCGGGUAACUGCACAUUAUGAAGACCAUUUGCUGUUUUUGGGGUCCGGCCACAGUGAAGAGGAUUCCUAUGUAUAUAUGAUGGUAGCAAAUUUCCUUCAUAAUUCUAGGAAAAAUAUUGCUUUGGUGCAUGGAGGAUAUAAAGCUGUCCAUGAUCUGAUUAAUCCAAACUUUGAAAAAUUGGACGCGCAUUGCGAAGCUUUGUGCAAAGAGUGUACUGGACAGGGUUUGGGGUCAAAAUCUCUAACGCGAAAGUUUUCGUGGAAAAACAAAGUCGGGGAACUUUUCUCCACUGUGAAGUCAAAUGCUCCUUCUGUGAGUGAGGUGUGGCGCAUUGCACAUUUACCUACAGUUGGUACAAGAAGGACUAGUUUGGAACAUGUUGAUGCUAGUCAGCGUCAUGGCAAAAGGUACCGGAACGAACGUUCGGUGUUCACACUAAGUGAUUCAGAUUCUGACAUUGAUACAAUGGCUUAUAGUAGCGAAGCGAAGGAAACUAGCGAACCUAAGGCUUUGGGUGACAUUCUUGCACAAGACGACAUCUUAGAACAUUUUGAGGGUAUCGAAUUACUGUCUAGUGGUUCAAGUUGGCGAACAGUAAAAUGUAUUCUUGCUUUGACGAGAACUUACAUACAUGUGUUUCAUGAGACGGAAGAGGGUAACAAAGUAAUCUCCAGAUCAAGACAUGCAUACACUACGGUUCUUCGUGUAACAAGCAAGAAGAAACUUCCAGAAAUGUUGACCUUCAAAUUUGGAUAUUUUCUUGGUAACGACGAAUACAAAAUAACGGCAGUACAGCGUUUCGUACUCCCAAAGGCUGGUGACUGUGCGAAAGCGAUAAAGACGAAUAUUUUGAAUCUCCAUCCAGAUGUCUCAAACUAG
Enterobius vermicularis (human pinworm) is the source of this 1953-nucleotide messenger RNA. The record is from the annotation of a GenBank genome assembly. NCBI's taxonomy places the organism in Eukaryota, Metazoa, Nematoda, Chromadorea, Rhabditida, Oxyuridae.